Messenger RNA from Contarinia nasturtii (swede midge), 2142 nucleotides. RefSeq names its product facilitated trehalose transporter Tret1-like. NCBI's taxonomy places the organism in Eukaryota, Metazoa, Arthropoda, Insecta, Diptera, Cecidomyiidae. The record is from RefSeq and is a predicted model, not a curated record. Gene Ontology annotation, biological process: transmembrane transport. Gene Ontology annotation, cellular component: membrane. The transcript is spliced from 8 exons. The coding region runs from base 497 to 2062 and encodes 521 amino acids. Gene Ontology annotation, molecular function: transmembrane transporter activity.
UUUUGAGUUGCUAAUUCAAUUUUAGUUUAACAAAAACCGUCGGUCGAUACAGACACGAUAAUCGAACUCAAGUACCAACCACUUUCAGAAAUUUAUUUGUGUGGCUGAAGCGGUGUUGGUGACCAACUCAUUUUAAGAUCGAGUUUCUAAUUUAAUACACUUCUUUAUUGUUCGUUCCCAAUUCAAACCAAUAUUAUAUUUUUUCGUUCUUGAUUUCAUCGACGUUAAGAAGUGUUCGACCACAUAAUAAACCCCAAAAAAUCGCAUAAAUCGAAAUCAAUUUAAAACAGAACGUUAAUUUAUUUCUAGAAGGUCAACAAGUGAAAGUAUUUUUUGUAAAAACAACGGCAUCGAUAUUAUCUAAUUAACAUUUUUAAUUUUAUUGGCCAUUAAGAAGCUCAAUUGACGGAAUUGUGAUAGUUGAGGUAGGUUAGUGCUUGUGUGAACGAGUGAGUCUUGAGACGAAGCAGUUGAAUCUUGUGCAACGACAUUCAAAAUGGAUGAGAAACCAACGAAGCAUCAAUUUGUGCAUAUACCACCUGUGGAAGAGACCGAAGACAAUAAUCGGUUUAAUGAGAACGGCAGUGAAAAUGAUGCGGACGAAACGGUACCACCACUGGGACUAACCGGCAAAGCAGUAUGCAUGCAACUGUCAAUGAGUUUGUUAGCAAAUUUCUCAAUUUUAUCAUCGGGCAUGGCUCUAGGCUUUCCGGCAAUAACAUAUGAAAGUUUGACGAGAGAAUCGGAUCCGAUGUCCUUGACGAGCGAUCAGGCAUCAUGGUUUGCUUCCAUUAAUGCUUUUUCAUGUCCGAUUGGUGGUUUGCUGUGUUCUUUCGUAUUGGAUAAGUAUGGUCGUAAGAAAACACUAUACACGAUAAACCUGUUGUCGGUAAUUUCGUGGUUGAUAAUGGCCAUGGCAAGCAGUGUCGAUAAAGAAUUGAUGUUCAUUCAACUGUUGGUGGCACGUUUUAUAAUUGGCAUUUGUAUUGGUUUAUCGAGUUCACCUUCGGCCGUCUAUUCAGCCGAAAUUGCACAUCCAUCGCUAAGAGGUCGAAUUUCGGUUAUUACGUCAUUGGCCAUUGGAUUGGGCAUUCUACUCAUUUACAUCUUGGGAUAUUUUAUACCGACGAAUUGGCGUUUGGUGAGUGGUAUAAGCUGUGCCAUUUGUGUGGUCGCAUUAGCGCUUCUGAUACCCAUUCCAGAAACACCCACGUGGUUGGCAAGUAAGGGUCGGACGGCUAAGGCUGAAAAAAGUUUGCGCAUAUUCAAAGGGUUACCACGAAAAGGUAGUUUUAUCAAUCCUGAAUUGCAAGAUGAAAUCGAUAUGUUGGUAAUGCACAGUGAAAGUCGACAUGCAAUGAAAAAUGAACGUUUGAUGACAAAUUUAUUGAAACCGGAAGUAUACCGGCCCACAUUGAUAAUUAUUGGAUUUUUUGCAUUCCAACAAUUGUCCGGUAUUUUUGUGGUUGUUGUGUAUGCGGCAAAAUUCACCACCGAAGUUGGCAUAAACAUGGAUCCAUUUUUGUGUGUUGUAUUUAUUGGUGUGGUUCGUGUUGUGGCCGGUAUCAUAAUUGGUUUGUCGUUAGACUAUUUAGGUCGUCGACCGCCAACAAUUUACUCAUCCAUUUUGAUGGCAGUAUGCAUGUAUGGUUUGGUUAUUAACAAACAAUUUGAAUUGGUCGAACGAUACGAAUGGAUUCCAGCGGUGCUACCAACAAUUUUAAUACUUACAUAUAUAUUUACCUCAACAUUGGGUCUACUCACGAUUCCAUUUGUGAUGAACGCAGAGAUUUUUCCACAAAAAUAUCGCGGUUUUUGUACGGGAAUUACGAUAGCCGCCACCUAUUCAAUUUGCUUUGUUUGCGUUAAACUCUAUCCGACGAUGAUUACAGCAUGGGGCAGCUCAAAUGUUUGUCUAUUUUAUGGUACCUGUUCAUUGAUUAGCAUUUUCUAUGUAAUAUUUAUUGUACCAGAAACAAAAGGCAAAACAUUGGCCGAAAUUGAAAAUAUGUUCAAAUCCCACUAUGCUGGCAACAUUCAAAAAGUCGGAUCAUUGGCUUAGAGUGAAUGCAAAAACAAUUUUGAAAUAAGAAAUUUCAAUUGAAAUGCACAAACCAAAACUAAUUUGAGACAAAAAAAAAA